Messenger RNA from Paraglomus brasilianum, 2973 nucleotides. NCBI's taxonomy places the organism in Eukaryota, Fungi, Glomeromycota, Glomeromycetes, Paraglomerales, Paraglomeraceae. The record is from the annotation of a GenBank genome assembly.
AUGGCAACAGAGACCUGCUAUACCAUAAUCCACCAAGAUGACAGUCAAGAACAACCUUCUUUACAGGAGCUCAAGACUGCUCUUGAAAAAGGUUCAGAAGAAGCCAAGAUCGAGACUAUGAAAAGGAUAUUGGUUACUAUGCUGAAUGGAGAUUCAUUACCCCAGUUAUUGAUGCAAGUCAUUAGAUUUGUAAUGCCCUCAAAGAAUAAACAAUUGAAGAAAUUAUUACAUUUUUAUUGGGAGAUAUGUCCAAAGACUAAUUCCGAUGGGAAGUUAAAGCAGGAGAUGAUUUUGGUUUGGUAUGGAAUCGACAUUGGUGAUUGGGCAUUUCACCAGAGCAAUGACACAACGUGUAGUGCUCUAUUUAACCAGAAAACAUUAAUUCAUCCAAUCUUUGCGUUAUAUAUCGAUCGAUUUAGCAAUGCUAUUAGAAAUGACCUCCAACAUCCAAAUGAAUAUAUAAGAGGAGCCACUCUUCGGUUUCUGUGUAAACUGCGUGAACCCGAGUUACUUGAACCAUUAGUUCCGUCCUGUCGAUUGUGUCUGGAACAUCGACAUGCAUACGUCAGGAAGAACGCAGUAUUCGCGAUAUACACCAUUUAUAAGCACUUUGAAUAUCUCAUUCCUGACGCUCCUGAAUUGAUUCAAUCAUUCCUGAUAGCUGAAGGAGAUCAAACUUGCAAAAGGAAUGCUUUUGUAAUGCUAUGUAACACUAGUCAAGCACGAGCGGUAGAAUAUCUUAAUGAGGUGUUUGAUCAAGUGCCUAAUUUUGAUGAACUGCUGCAGAUGGCAGUGAUUGAGCUUAUUAGGAAAGACUGUCGGAAUAAUUCGGUUAAUAGGGGAAAAUACAUUCGAUGUAUAUUUGAAUUGCUUAGCGCGCCAUCACAUUCAGUAAAAUAUGAAGCCGCAACAUCGCUAAUGGCUCUCACUCACGCGCCUGCUGCAGUAAAAGCGGCGGCAUCUUGUUACAUUGAGCUCAUAGUUAAGGAAUCAGAUAACAACAUAAAAUUGAUUGUGCUUGACAGACUCGAUGAAUUGCGUGAGAAACAUGAACACGUGUUGGAUGACUUGGUUCCGGAUAUUUUACGCGUGUUGUCAAGUCCUGACAUAGAGGUCCGUCGUAAGGCCCUCCGUAUCGCCUUGGAAUUAGUCUCGAAUCGCAAUGUACAAGAAGUGAUUACACUUUUAAAGAAAGAGCUCAGCAAAACUCUCGAUCAGGACUACGAGAAGAACAAUGAAUAUCGCCAACUAUUGAUCCAAUCUAUUCAUUCGUGUGCUAUUAAAUUCUCCGAAGUUGCUGCUAACGUCGUUCAUGUGCUUAUGGAAUUCCUUGGCGACUCGAAUAAUCCAUCCGCUGUAGAUGUAAUUACCUUUGUUAGAGAAGUUGUUGAGAAGUUCCCAAGUUUGAGAACUUCGAUAUUAGAAAAGUUACUUGAUACGUUUAUGGAUGUCAAAUCAGGAAAAGUGUUUAGAGGCGCUCUGUGGAUUGUUGGCGAAUACUGUUCGGAAGUACAAGAUAUUGAAGAGGCGUGGAAACAAAUUCGAGCAGGUCUUGGCGAAAUUCCAAUACUGGCAUCCGAGCAGAAGUUGCUUGACGAAGCCUCAAAAGAAGACAAACCGGAUGAAAGCCCUGAACAGAAAAUUCAAUCUACGUCGUCUCGUAGAAUCUUGGCCGAUGGGACAUAUGCUACAGAGACCGCAUUUUCAUCCAACUCAUCUGCCAUGGCCAAGUUAGAGGCUGUAAAAUCUGCUACUAAGCCCCCGUUGAGAGCCUUGAUACUUGCGAGUGAUUUCUUCCUCGGGUCAGUAUUGGCAUCAACGUUAACCAAAUUGGUUAUGCGAUAUACGGAAAUAUCCGAUGAUCCUGCGCGCGUUAAUGCACUUCGGGCCGAGGCAAUGUUAAUAAUGGCUAGCAUAAUUCGCGUGGGGCAAUCACAGUUUGCAGCUUCUCCAAUUGACGAAGAUACCUAUGACCGUAUAAUGGCCUGUAUGCAUGCAUUACAAGAAUUUUCCAACGACAACACAAUUAAAUCAAUAUUUUUACAUGAUACCAAGGCUGCGUUGACAAGAAUUGUGGAAAAUGAAGAGAAAAAGGCGGCAGCCAAGAGAUCAAAAGAUAAAUCUGCGGCUGCCGGACAGGCGGAUGAUUUGAUUUCGUUUAGACAGUUCUCUAAACGCAAUAUUGGAGAUGAGACUGAUGAGUAUGAGCUAGAUUUGACGCGAGCUACUGGUCAGACUGACCCAAGAGACGAUUUGAUUUCCAAAUUAAGUCGUGUUGUGCAAUUGACUGGGUUCUCCGAUCCCGUGUACGCCGAGGCCUACGUUAACGUCCAUCAAUUCGAUAUUCUACUUGACGUUCUAAUUGUUAAUCAAACAAGCGAAACGCUGCAGAAUUUAACGUUAGAAUUUGCUACACUUGGUGAUUUGAAGUUGGUCGAACGUCCUACGCAACACAAUCUUGCUCCUCAUAGUGUUCACAGUGUAAAGGCUACAAUUAAGGUCUCAUCUACUGAAGCGGGUGUCAUAUUUGGUAAUAUUGUAUAUGAUGGACCGGGAACGUCGGAAAGUAAUUGUGUCGUGAUGAAUGACAUUCAUAUUGACAUCAUGGACUACAUAAACCCUGCUUAUUGUAACGAAACCCAGUUCCGAAGCAUGUGGUCCGAGUUCGAAUGGGAAAAUAAAGUUAACGUCAAUACCAACAUCGCUGAUCUUCGUGACUACCUGAACCAUAUUAUGAAAUCCACAAACAUGUCUUGCUUGACCCCCGAAGCGGCCCUGGAAGGUGACUGUGGGUUCCUAUCUGCCAAUAUGUAUGCCAGGAGUAUUUUCGGUGAGGAUGCGUUGGCAAAUCUCAGCAUCGAGAAGCAAACCGACGGUGCGAUCAGUGGCCAUGUUCGUAUUAGAAGCAAGACUCAGGGAAUCGCUCUAAGUCUAGGAGACAAGAUUACGUUGGCUCAAAAAUCUGCUGCCUAG